AUGUAUUCCACAGAGUCUAUUGUUCAAGAUGCCUUAGAUGAGCUCCACUCCAUCAGCCAAAAAUUAUCUGAUUUAUUCCCAGAUUGGGAACUUAAUCGUCUGCGGCAGUUCUUGGAAUGGGGGAGAUGGUUUUAUUUGUGGGGAAGAAAGUGGGGCGAUGAACAAGAUGUGCGCUGGGAAACUGCGGUGUGUACAGUGGAGGACACUCUUCACAGACAUUCCCUGGAAAUUCUGUUUCUUUGUCUCACGUUCAAGGAGAAAUUGCUGAGGGUUGAUGAUUCUGAUGAGAGAUGGGAUGAUGAUUCGGAGGGAUGGGAUGUUGUGCUUAAACAUUUUCUUUGGAGAAUUAUUGGAUCGGUGCGACCAGGAAUUGAGGAAUUGGUCCGAAUGUUGGCGACAGAUCUCACAUUGCAAACAAGAUCUUCUUCUCGAACAGAUGUGAAGCAACUGCUGGACAGCGUCGAUUUCAUUCUUCACAGUUUGCAGAAUCUUGAAUCUCAGAUUCCCUACACAAAUGAAACAAUAACGUUCAUGAAGAACUUCAUUCGCUUUGCUACGCUUCACGGACUUGAGGAUAGGCAGAUCAUCGGAGAUCUCUUGACUCACUUUGAACGGGUAGUUAUUCAAUCUGCAGUCCUACUUUUUGAAGGUUAUCUCUCAGCACAUUCUCGUAGUGAAAUUCUGAGAAACAUUCAGCCAGUUGAGUCGCGUGUUUGUGAGAUUUAUGUUGGUGUCUUGCAAGAUGUUUCAAAGUUUUCAGGGUCCUCCUUCCAUCCCACUAAAGAAACUCAUGCUUUGGUGUUUAGAGACUUUGUGGAUUCUCUCAUUUUUCUGAUUUUGAACCUUUUCUUCCGUGAUUGCAUUUUUGUGGACAUGUUUCACCACGAAAUGCAUAAAGUGCAUGAGGGACUCUCAUUCUUGAGAACCACUCUAUCAGAGCACCAUGACAAGCUUGAUGACCUCAUUAGACCUUUGAUUUGUGAGGCAGGCAUCCUAAUUUUUCAUCUCUAUCAAGAAAAUGGAGAACAAAGAGGAAGGUUGAUUGCAAAAUUAGAGCUCCUUUUUUCCAAUUUCGAGACAAAACUCCAAAUUCUCAAGGCUGCAGAAGAAGAUGCGCCAAGGUUUCCACCAACAUCAGCAUAUCCCCAAACAAACUUGUUGGGUUUUAUUGACUCUGUCUUGGAAAAAAUAAAGUCAUUCGUGAUUCAAGUUUCUUCAGAAAAGGAUAAGUUCAGAGCCCUCCACGAUGAUCUUACAGUUUUAAGAUCUUUUGUAGUCCAUGAUAAUGGGAUGACGAUCCAAGAUCUCUCGAGUCGCAUUGCAGCGGUAGCUUAUGACACGGAGUUUGUACUUGAUUCUUUGGUUGUUGCUGGUAAACCACUUCAGACAAGCCUUAUCGUGCAGCUUGAUGUUAUCAUAACAGAGAUUGAGCUUAUUAAGACUCAGGUCUCGGAGAUUCCUUGGAGUAUGGAGCCAACCAUUGCAGUUCAAAAGAUUAGUCAAGCUAACCUUAAGAUGGCACCAGCAGUUAGUAAGAUCCCAGAUUCCAAUGACAGAGUGGUGGGCUUGGAUGACGAGGCAAAAAUCAUCAUCGAUAGACUCACUAGAGGGACAAAAAAGUUAGAUAUGGUUUCGAUUGUGGGCAUGGCCGGAUUAGGUAAAACUAGUUUGGCCAAGAAAGUUUAUCAUCAUUCCCACAUCUCUCAUCACUUCCAGGUUCGCUCUUGGGUCACCGUGUCUCAAGAAUACAACACAAAAAGUUUGUUGAUUGGGAUUUUAAGCGGUCUGGACCAAGAUUCAACUGAAGAGUAUAUAAAUAUGAGGGAAGAUGAUUUGGCUGAAAGACUCCGUAAACGGUUGAAGGGAAUCAGGUAUCUUAUCAUCUUGGAUGAUAUUUGGGAUACUCAAGUAUGGAAUAGUUUGACAAUGUCAUUCCCAGACGAUGAUAAGGGUAGCAGAAUUCUCCUAACCAGUCGACAGGAGACUAUUGGUUUGGAAAUCAAUCCACACUCUGAACCUCACCGUGUUCGUGCACUAAAUGAUGAUGAGAGUUGGGAAUUAUUUCAGAAGAAGAUGUGCUUUGACCAAAUUUGUCCAUCGGAAGAAGUAAUUGCUCGUGCCAAGACAAUAGCAAAAUCCUGCAAGGGAUUGCCGCUGAUGAUUUUAAUUGUUGCAGGAUUUCUCGCUAAUACAGAGCCAAGCAAGUGGGAAGAAGUUGAAGAAAUGCUAAAAACAGCGAGAAGCAAAGAAGAACACUUUAUGCAUCGGCUACGUGGUCAGGAGCUUAAUGGUUGUCUUGAGGCUAGCCAGCGGUACAGGUUAACUAUUGAUUUCAGUGGAGCGGAGAAAUUCUCAGAAUCGAGGUCCCUCUAUCCUCGUCUACGCACAAUGUUGUUUGUUACAGAACCCAAAGUCUAUCGACUACCAACAUCUCUAUACAAGUUUUUCCAGUUCAAGCUUAUAAGAGUUCUGGUCUUAAGCCGACUAUUUGUGUUUGAUACAUUUCCAUGUGUGAUUCUACUACUUGUCCAGUUGAAAUACUUGGCUUUCACAUUUAAUUUCGAUUCAGAAAUAAUCAUCCCAUCGUCAAUUCUCAAUCUCUCAGAUUUGGAGACUUUGAUUGUUUAUAAUGGUAAGAGAGUUUUGUUGCCGGAUACUUUGUGGGGUAUGCAAAAAUUAAGGCAUUUGGAUGGAGCUUUUGAGUGGAUAUUGCCAUCAGAGAUUCCCGUAGCCAAUUUGGAGAAUUUGCAGACUUUCUCAAAAGUAACAUUCACCUGCAGCCAAACGAUGGUGGGAGUAGUGAAGAAGUUACCAAAUCUCCGGACACUAGGCUGUCGUCUCGAUCUGGGUGGAGGAGAGUGCACUGUGGAUUUCAGCACUUUCAAUCAACUCGAAUCACUCUACAUCAGUACUUCUCGUAGGCCGAAGUUUUUUCAAUUUCGAUUUCCCCAGAAUCUAAAGGAUCUACAUCUGUAUAAAACUUGCCUUCCAUGGAGUGAAGUUUCAGCUAUUGGAAGGCUACCAAAUCUUGAAGCUCUCCGAUUGGAUGGGAAUGCAUACGCGGGGGAAAAUUGGGACAUUGAAGAAGAAGGCACAUUCCCCAAACUCAGAGUGUUGGAAUUAUGGAGCAUGACCAGUUUGGAGAGAUGGACAACGGCUUCGGAUGACGACUUCCCAUCUAUUGAGACAUUGAUACUCAAACGCUGCUUAAUGUUAAAGGAAAUCCCUUCUUGUAUAGCCCAAAGUUCAACCCUUCAGAUGAUUGAGGUCAACCAUUGUCCACGUGUCUUUGAUUCGGUAAAGGAAAUUCAUGAAAUGCAGAUGGAUUAUGGAAAUGAAGAUCUACGGAUAUAUCUGGACGACCAACAACUAACAAAAGAGUAAGCCCCACACUAAAUAUUUUUUUACAAUUUUUUUUUUUAUUCAACUGAAGAACGGUGUUUCUUUCCCAAUGAAAUUAUCGUUUGCUAAACUAACCUUCCUUUUUCUUUUCUUCUUGUCUUCCUCAAUUAGUUUCCAUUUUCCAAAAAAAUAAAAUAACAAUUGUAUGGCGACAGUGGCUAAACAUAUGAUUGUAGGAGGCAGUAUUGAUAUUGUUGUUAAUUCAAAGUGAUUUUUUUUCUUUUUCUGUUUUCACAUCAUUAUUGUUUAUCAUAGUUCAUAGAGUAAUCAAUGCAAUUUUUUUCCGGUGCCGAUUUGAUACUCUUAAUAGGGUAGCGAAUAUGUUCGCUGCUACUUUUUCUUGUUCUAGCUGUUUUCUUUUUCUGUUUUCUUUUCUUUCUUUUUUUCUUCCUUUUCAUGUUUUGAUGUGCUUUUUCUGGUUGGACUGUGAAUGAAAAGCAGUAGUUUUAAUGUUUAAAGUUGAAAUCUUUUUACACGGGUUGUUUAAUACUGAUU
Molecule: messenger RNA, 3897 nt
Organism: Oldenlandia corymbosa var. corymbosa
Lineage: Eukaryota; Viridiplantae; Streptophyta; Magnoliopsida; Gentianales; Rubiaceae
Source: the annotation of a GenBank genome assembly